This is a messenger RNA of Drosophila bipectinata, 765 nucleotides long. RefSeq lists its product as uncharacterized. Gene Ontology annotation, cellular component: extracellular region. Gene Ontology annotation, molecular function: chitin binding. Lineage: Eukaryota; Metazoa; Arthropoda; Insecta; Diptera; Drosophilidae. The record is from RefSeq and is a predicted model, not a curated record.
GUUGCCUUCAAAGAUGCUGCGUUUUCUGAUCUUACUGGGAAUUGUGGUGAUUCUUGGAAUGUUUAUCCUCGACACUGAAGCGGAUUGCAAUGUCUGUUCGUCGGCUACCAAUGUGGCCUGUGUCUCGGAUACUGAGUUCCAAUUCUGUUCUACCGCGGAGCUGCCCACUGGAAGUGUUUACGCCUGUCCCACGGGCUAUUAUUGCACUGCGAACGCGGCAGUUUGUGACACGAAUUCCGCCUUCAAAUCCUGUGCAGGAUGCGGCACCUGCAAUGCCGACAGCACCUUUGCCUGCCUGAGUGCCUCCACGUUCGCCUUGUGCCUGGGAACCACAACCCCGUCGUCGAUAGGUGGCAGUUGUGGAAGUAGCUACGUUUGUGACUGGAACAAUCCCAAUAUUUGUGGCACACCUGCCUCAGGAUCACAGGCCACGUGCCCUAGCGGUACUGUGACUCCCGGAGUGGAUCCCACUACGGUGACACCAACUGAGUAUUGCCAAAUCGUCCAACAGAGGGGUAGAUAUCCCUAUGGAACCAAUUUGAACACCACCUGUCGGCAGUAUAUCUACUGUCAUCUUACAAACUCUACCUGGAUAGGCGGUCUUUAUGAUUGUCCUGGUCUGACUUACUUUAAUAGCACCUCCGGGUAUUGUGGAACUGGGGUUCCUCCCAGAUGCACCUCUGGAGUGGCUACUUUGAGUCUCACGAUAAAUUAAAAAAUAUUUGUAAAAAGUAAAAUUAAAGCAUCUCUUAAAAAACACUAUAA